Molecule: messenger RNA, 1427 nt
Organism: Lethenteron reissneri (Far Eastern brook lamprey)
Lineage: Eukaryota; Metazoa; Chordata; Hyperoartia; Petromyzontiformes; Petromyzontidae
Source: RefSeq, a predicted model, not a curated record
UACCUCCUCGCGGUGCCGGAUGGGCAACACUGUCGUGGACAGUGCUGUGGGGGGAGAGCCAAUGCCCAUUGGCCUCUCCCCUCAUGGCGUCUGUGACCACCACAGUGGCUAAACGGGGGCUCUGGACGGGUGCGAGGGGCUGGUAACCCCUCCACCUUCAAUUUAUUACCACGAAACUACGAAUUAAACAUAAAUAUGUAACUAAUAAGCUUGUGCUGGAGGCCCCGGGGAGACAGGCGUCUAUAACAUCUCCUGGCCAAACCCCAAUUGGCGGAGCCAGGAGAUUAAAUCUUCACCCUCGGGGCUCCUCCAAAAACAACGAAAGCCACUAUGGAUGGCCACGUGGAAUGUUCGAACGCUCACUGCGGAGGAGAGGCUGCCACUCCUUUGUCAGGAGCUGGAUCGGUACUGCACACACACACACAGACAUACAGACACACAGAUGAGACACAACAUACAUCCGUCCUCGGGCCGUGACGUCAUAUCCGCUUCCGCCCAGUGUGCCGCUGGAGCCACGCUGCGAGCUGCGUGCUGAGGAGCGCCUCUCUGCACGAAGCCUCCUGGAGCCUCUCCCGGAGCAGUCACCAUGGAGGCUCAUGGGCUGCGCAGUACCUCACGCACCCUCGUGGCGCUGCUCGUGACGAGCUACGCGUUCCUCACGUCUGGGCCCACGGAGGAGAAGAAUUUCUCCCCGAACUGGCUGGUUAACCUGGGGGGAGCCUGGGAGGUCCAACCGCCACAGGCCGGGCAGCCUCUACCUCUCGCCAAAGCGACCGUGGCUGUCCACAUCAGCGACCGGCUCGCAGAUCACGAAGCCAAGAGGGAGCCUCGAGUCACUUCCUCUCCCAUCCAUGGCGUGGAGGUUCCCCAAGGAGGAGGAGGAGAAGACGACGACCCAGCUCCCUUAGGGUGGAAGACCUUCAUGGAGAUGCUGCACAGCAGGCCGGUGGCCAUCGCCUACGAGGUGGCGAGUGCAGGGAUCGCCCUCCUCAGCCUCGGAGUGUGGCUGAAGAAUGCAGUGUGGCGUCCGCGACCUCCUGCCAUGCCAGCAAUGGCCGUCCACACCACCAACCUCCCGAAACAAAAGGCUCGGUCGAACUUGGCCGAGAUGGUACCUCAAGCAGCUUCUUCUUUAGGCUGUUGGAUGAUGGUUCCGCAAGAUGGAGAAUACCCGUCUCCCUCAAGGUGGACGACCUUGAUGAAGAUGCUGCACAGUGGGCCGGUGGCCAUCACUUACCACGUGGAGAGCACGGGGAUCACCAUUACCAGCCUAAGAGUCUGGCGGAAGAAUCAACUGAAGUCAUCGCAACGUGGACGAGUUUACCGAAGCCGCCACAUGAGAGGAUCCAUGUGGAAAUUGGCUCGGGGCAAGCGCCACCCCAUGAAAAUCAAGAGGACCCACAGAUCCCUCAAGACUCAGCUGGAUG